CACCGUUCUUUUUUUUUUUUAUUUCCUUUUUCGUAAUAUAUCUCUUAAACUUAUCUCAAACACCAUGUGAGUCCUCCUGUCACUCCUAUAAAACUCAAUAAUAUAUUCACAUCUCCCAUUAUCACCGUUCCCACACAUAACCUUAUUUAUAUGUUCACUUCAAAAUUCUUCUAUACUAUCAACUUUCUCUAUAAACCCCUAUAUAUAUAGUAAACUCUCAAACUUUCAGCUAUAAACCUUUCCUUUCUCUGAUCUGAAUCGUAUUCGUGUUGGUUGCUCUUAGCUAAAAAACAUUCAUAGAACGGAUUGGUUUUUUUUUUUCGUAUGAUGGAGCUGAUUUCAGGUCUACCUGAUGACGUGGCCCGAGACUGUUUGAUUCGGGUUUCGUACCAGCAGUUCUCCGCCGUUGCCUCCGUCUGCAAAGGGUGGAAUACGGAGAUUCAGAUGCCGGAGUUUCGCCGUCGAAGGAGAACCACUGGCCACUCCGAGAAAAUCUUCGUCACGGUUCAAUCCCGAGUUGACUCGGAUAAACGCGAAAGCGGCUUGCUCGUUAAGGCCAUGACGAACCCGGUUUUCCGGCUGAGCGUAUUCGAACCGGAAACGGGUAUCUGGAGCGAGUUGCCGAUGGCACCCGAAUUCCAUAACGGGUUACCCAUGUUCUGUCAGAUAGCGGGUGUCGGGUAUGACCUGGUGAUUAUGGGCGGGUGGGACCCGGAUUCGUGGAAAGCCUCCAAUUCGGUUUUUAUAUAUAAUUUCUUGUCAGCUAAAUGGCGCCGUGGGGCCGAUAUGCCUGGUGGGCCCCGCACGUUCUUCGCAUGCGCGUCGGAUUAUGAUCGUACGGUGUACGUGGCAGGUGGACACGAUGAGGAGAAGAAUGCGCUGAGGUCAGCGUUCGCGUAUGACGUGGCAAGGGACGUGUGGGUCCCGCUGCCUGACAUGGCGAGGGAGCGCGACGAGUGCAAGGCCGUGUUCCGCCGCGACGGAGGCGGCAGCGGCACCCUCCGCGUCGUCGGCGGGUACCGCACGGAGAUGCAGGGGCGGUUCGAGCCGAGCGCGGAGGCCUUCGACGUUGAUGCGUGGAAGUGGAGCCCCUUGGAGGAGGAGUUCUUGGAUGGAGGCGCGUGUCCGAGGACGUGCGUGGACGGUGGGGAUGAGGAGGGGAGAAUGUACAUGUGCAGGGGUGGUGACGUGGUGGAACUGAAGGGGAACACGUGGCAAACGGUGGCGAAGGUGCCGGGUGAGAUAAGGAACGUUGCAUGCGUUGGAGCGUGGGAAGGGGCACUGUUGUUGAUUGGGUCGAGUGGGUUGGGUGAACCGCAUAUGGGCUUUUUGUUGGACCUGAAGAGUGGUGCUUGGGCUAAACUUGAUAGCCCAGACAAUUACACUGGCCACGUCCAGUCUGGUUGCCUUUUGGAAAUUUAGUUUUUGUUUUCAUAUAUAACUCUCUCUGUUUAUGUAAGUAAAUAUGAAGCAACAUUUUUUUUUCUUUAGUUGCUUUGCUUAUAUAUAGUUAUAUAUAUACGAAGAGUGCUUGCUGCUUG
Messenger RNA from Gastrolobium bilobum, 1541 nucleotides. Its product is annotated as F-box/kelch-repeat protein At1g80440-like. Gene Ontology annotation, biological process: regulation of phenylpropanoid metabolic process; negative regulation of cytokinin-activated signaling pathway. The transcript has a single exon. Gene Ontology annotation, molecular function: protein binding. Lineage: Eukaryota; Viridiplantae; Streptophyta; Magnoliopsida; Fabales; Fabaceae. The record is from RefSeq and is a predicted model, not a curated record. Bases 325 to 1422 code for a protein of 365 amino acids.